CGAUUCGAGUUCUUGAAAUUUUCCGCGGAUGUCGAUAUUUGUCUUUUUCGCAUGACUCCGUCCUUAGAGUGUGUCGUGCGUUGUACUGUACGACCGAUACAACUACGAAUUUAUUGACAUUAGGUGUAGGUUGAUCGAAGUAUUUUUCUUUUGAUUCCUAUAUCAAAUAUUCUUGAUCGAAUAAACUGAUCAAAUUAAAUACAAUUAAAUUUAACGAGCUAGUAGCUUUUAUAGAGAUUUUCUUUCGAUAUCUCCGAGGUCAUAACCUAAAACCAAUCUGAAAACAGUAAAACAUUCGUACGAUUGUUUUGAAGUAAAUUUCUUUUCUCUUCUAAUACAAAUAUUACGUGAAUCGUAUGAAUCCGUAAACGUUUUCAACCAAACGGAAAUAAUUUCGAAGAAUUGAUAAAACAACGAAUAGAAAUAAAUUUCAUUUGUUGUAUCUUUUUGGUACACCGUUGAAGGUUAUGUUACAUACAUAUUAAGACGUGUAUGAAUUGAUAAUUUGCCCCACAAAACACAUAUUUUGAUGAGAAUGAGCUCGGAUCACGAUUGGGACGUAGAACAAUUCAAAACAGAGCACGAGUGCGACGAACAUUGGGAGCUUAGACGUAAAUUUCUGUUAGCCCAUAAACACAAAUUUCCAGAAGAUGAACUGGUUUGUUUGGCCCAAGUAUUUUUUAAUGUCGAAUUACUAGGCUGCAGAUAUCCCAAAGAAACAAUGCAGCUAAUAGCUGAAUUAGGUAAAGACAUUGUUGGGGAUUAUAGAGAAAAACAAAAAAAGAAAUUACAAAGAACAUUUGUUAAAGCUUCGGAUGCCGCUAGUUCAAAGGUUAAAGGACUCAAUGCCCCAAGGUCUACAAAUAAAAGAAAAACAAAAAGAAAAAGCACAAGACCAUCUAGCAACUCAAAAACUAACGAAUUACCUAUUAAACGGAUCGAGCUACAGGAUUUUCCGUUUGGCGAUAUCGUAUUGGUGGAAAGACCGGACGAUAUGCCACAAACCAUACUCACUUGUGCUGUAAAUGCAUCGGGGGGAAACUUAGAAUGGAAAUAUGAUACGAUAAACAAUUCUAUUAAAUGCAGCAUUUCACUCAAUUCAAUACCGUUGGCACAAGAGUGCGGUUCUACUCGAAAGCUGGCGAAGAAAGAAGCAUCCACUGUCGGAUUACGAGAACUUCGGAAACAUUAUUAUACGAUUAAAAUUAAGCAUAAUAUAAAUACAGAUGCCAUCGUGACUACGACAACGAUGAAAAAUACAUUGAAAGACGAUUCAAUAUCGGACGACAACAUUGGGAAGAAAUUAAUGAAGUUAAUGGGUUGGGCCGGCGGUGGUCUUGGCAAAUCGCAACAGGGAAUUACUGAACCUGUUACUAUUAAGCAACAAAUUAGUAGAGAGGGCCUGGGAUUAAAAUCCAAUAGCUAUAACACAAAUGAUUUACAAACGAAGUCUAGAGGUAUUAUUAGGAAGUAUCUCGCAGGUGAUAUGAGAGAAGAUCUAAUAUUUUCUGCUGAUUUUACCAAUGAAGAGCGGGCAACGAUCCAUCAGAUUGCACGACAACUGGGUGUGAAAUCUCACAGUUACGGCCCUAAAGCUCAACGAACAUUAGUGGUUUCUCGUAAAAUAGGCGUCCGAGAAUUGGUCGAAGAAUUAAGAGGUCUUGGGGGAGUCACAAACAAAUACGAAUUAAUCGAGCCAACCGAAAUGUAAAUGAAAUAGCAUAAUUAUUUUCUGAACAUCGCGUAAUUUCAGUACAAGCAUUUGCAGAUAUAAGUAAACGUACAUCAACAUUAUGAAAAUUAAACUGAAAUAUAUAUAUACACACAUAUAUAUAUAUAUGAUUCACGAUACAUUUUAUCUCAAUAUUGUUAUUAUCUACCAUGAUAUUUUGCAGCUUAAAACCAAUAUCUGAAUAAAAUAUUAUUUUACUAAAUAAAUAUACCCAGGAGAAUGUAAAUCGACUAAACAGUUGUAUAGUCUUAUGAUAGAAAAUUGCAACAUAUUGAAAAGUGUAUUGAUCAAAGAAUGAUUUUACGGAAGCGAAAAAGAAGAUUUCAUAGUAACGUAAAAAUGGUGUGGUCAGGUACAAUUUCAGUUCUCGUGAAAUAAAACUGAAGAAACGUUCACUUUAUUUAAUGAUCAAUCGCGCGCUAAAACUUAUCUUCCAAGAACAUUGUAUUUGUCAAUUAAUAGAAGUACAAAACUUUAAGAAGCAAAAUUCACUUACAAGUGUACGGUACGUCGCAGUUGCCGUAUAAUAAGAAUCUUUUUGGCAGUAGAACAAUUAGAAAUCGAGAAAAUAACAUAGACACGAACGGCGUGUGAUUUUUUUUCCAUUAUAAUUAUCACAUUGUUAAAAUCUUGAUAACUAAGAUGGUCAAUUGCGUUUUUUAUACGUAUACGUAUGAGCGCUGUUUACACUCCAUCGAGCGGCGACAAGAUCCGAUGCUUGUUCACGCUACAAAACAUUGUUCGAUAUUGUUUGCAAGGAAAAAUGCACGUUUCAAGUUUGUUUUGAUUUUAAUUUCGAUCGAAUCCUCUCGAAAUUCUGUAUUUGUUCCACGGUUUUUAUGGACGGAUCGCGUAGAUAUACUCUGUUACGUUGCAAUUAUUUCAUUCAUUGAUUAAAGAUAUCGAUCAAAGUCAGUUCAAACUGAAUACAUACUUUAAUCGUAUAGAUUCGAUUGAAUUUCGAUAACUACAAUUUUUGUUUACACAACGUAAUAUGUAAAGAAGGAUAAGCUUGCAUAAAUUAUUCUCUUAACCAGGGAUUUUAACCCUAAUCCAAACAGUUUCGUAGAAUAACCAGCUUAAUUAAUGCAUGAAGACGUGGUUAAUUUGGUUAACAAGCUCUUACAGCGAAUUACAAUGCUACGGUUAUCCACUCUUACGAAGUAAGUUGCUAAUUAAUUUACAAUGCAUCGCUUCCAACAGCAAUUGUCCGUGCAAACAGUUUAUUUACCCUGGAAAUAAACAAAUCGGUGUGUAACCAUGGUCACUAGAAGACUUUCCGAAUAGCACUUGUCUAGAACAGGGGUGAUGAAUUUUUCCGCCAAAAACCUCAAGAUUACCGCUACCACUAAAGCAAUUUAUAAUGGUACGAAUAUGUAUGUCCUAAUUAAAAGAAAAACUACAUUUUAAUAUAACCAUCAACAUGACGGAUUUCAAUAAAAUAUGUGCAAUCAAUGUCUGUAAAUUUAGCGUUAAUGAGAUUACGAUUAGGGUUAGGAGAUUGUUUGAAUCCCUGCUCUAAACAUCGUGUAUCAAAAAAUGAUUAGAUAGUACACCAUGAAACUUUAAGAUGUAAACAUUUUAUUGCAUUGAAUGCCAAGCCAAUUUUAUAACAAUUUUUCCAAGCUUUUCACGGUUUAUUUCACUUUGGUCGUGAAACGGUAUUUCGGAUCGUUAUUAUAUUCUGUAAUUUAGAAUUUUCAAACAUCUCAAUUUAAAUACUAUUCGUGAACGAAUUACGUAAGCAGUCAGCGCUUUAAAUCAGACAUAUACGAAUUUAAAUAUUAAAAACGAAGCGUUGCAUCGAAGGUCUGAAAGUGGAUUCGACCAUUUUAUCAUUCUUAGUAGUACAAAUCGUUUAAAAUCAAAAAACCACUUGAAUUAAAAACAUUAAUAGCGGUUACAAUCUAAAAUGGGCAGAACAGAUAUGUAAUCCCUUACACCAAAGUAUUCGAAUGUUCGUUCUCAAAUUUCGAGUGAAAUAUGUAUGUUAAACUGAAACAGAUGUAAAUGUUUACAUUCAGUCUAUCUAUAUCCAAGCGGUACUACUUUUAAGUCCGUGAAACAUUAUGAACGUAAUUUUUGCUAAUGUUAUUAGUAAGUUGCUGGACUUAAAAUAAUGCUAACUUGAAAAAUUACUAAAAAUAUUAUAACUUUCGAUAACCACAGAUAGUGAAUAUUUACUAGAUGAAGACGGAUUAAGUGUAAAUAUUGUUAAAACAUGUUGUUUUAGACCUUUCGGUUUAACAUAGAUAUUUCAUUUCUUAAAUGUAGUAAGUACAGGCAUUCGAAUACUUUUGUGUAGUUACGUGUGUAUGUACAUGGCUUACACACCCGUUCAUAAGUCACAGGACACUUAACGAAUGUGGAGUAAAAACAAAUUAACACUGUGAAGCAAUGUAAAUCAUAAAAUUAAACUAACGUUUUCUUAUUCGUUACAUUAUAAAGGAAAUUUAGUUUAUUUAUUUAGAAAGUGGUAACUUAAAAUGAAUGAAUGUAACAAAAAAAAAAAGAUAAUAAGGUAGCUUCAGAAAAUUUGAUCUCUGUAUCUUAGGUACAUUGUUCCAGACGAACAAAAUGUCCGGUGACUUAUGGACGGUAUUAUACAUGUGAUUCACAAACUCCUUAACACUAGAUCCAGCAAAGGAGUCAAAAUGAUAUAUAUUUUUCAAUAUUUUCCAUUGCUCUUGAUUGUCCAUAAAAAUACGCGACGCAUAUUUACCGGGGAAACGUAAUUUUCAGCCAUAACGCGUAUUCGUUUCGUAAACAAGUAAUUUCGAUUCCUUUGAUAGAAAGCGAGUGUACGCAAGUAGUCGGUUAGAUCCAGUGUUAAUAUCGUUCCGAUCUAAUUAGUAGACUGGUGAACGUGUCGAGCGUGGAUAGAAUUUUUGGAUUGUCUUUCGUUGGAAUGAUACAAAAUUGAUGCUAGAAUGUAUAGUAAAUCAGAAGUCAUGCAAUGUGGCGUGUAACGAGCAUCGAACAGCCCGGUCGCCCCAAAAGCGAUGGAAACAUUCACGCCUGCGCACAUGGGGGGGGGGUGGGUUCGUAUUUGGUUCGGAUCUAAAAUUCCAGUUACCAUCGGAGCGUUCUCUUAAAUGUAACGUCGAGAUUGUGGGGCAGAGGAGGGUCGAGUAGGAGGGAUAAAAAGGAUCAAGAUGCUCGUGAGCGGAGAUUCGGAGCGCCUUGAUCCCUUGAAAACGUUUCAUUCCUAAAGCUUACGCGACACUUUCCCUCGGAUUCUGUCCUCGGUCCAGGCCCUACUUUGGACCGUAAUUGACAUUUGGAGGGAACGUUUUACACACGUAUCAUCCUUUCUUUUCUCCACUUUUUUCAC
Colletes gigas is the source of this 5066-nucleotide messenger RNA. Its product is annotated as NF-kappa-B-repressing factor. The transcript is spliced from 7 exons. The record is from RefSeq and is a predicted model, not a curated record. The coding region runs from base 530 to 1711 and encodes 393 amino acids. NCBI's taxonomy places the organism in Eukaryota, Metazoa, Arthropoda, Insecta, Hymenoptera, Colletidae. Gene Ontology annotation, molecular function: nucleic acid binding.